UAGGCCGCCAGGUAGCUAGGUCGCUAGGUAGCUAGGUGCCCGGACUUGGGGGCUGACCAACUGUCCAUCCUUCCGCUCGAUUCUGCAACACCCACUCCAAUUAGCAAACAUUACACUGCAGACAAAGGCCUGGCGUGAUUUGAUCUGGGUACGCUCGCCAGUUUUGAUAGUUGAUAUCUGGAGUUUCUAUCAUUCACUACCUCGCCUACGAUCUUUUCUCAUCACUAGGUCCUUACUACUUUUUCUCAUCACUAGGUCCUUACACCUUUUCUCAUCACUAGGUCCUUACUACUAGUAGCACAUACAUUCCAACAUGCCAGCAGCAGCAGAACCAGACAGCGACACGACCCUCCGGCACAGAAACCCACCAGCUCCCCAAGAUGCCGGCCAGGCCGCCACUCACCCCCCAAAGACGCGCGUCUCCCUCACAGGCGUCUCCGAGACCAUGCUCGCGACCCUGUCCGCACGCGCGGACUACGCCUCGUACCCCUCCGCCACGGGCGACGGGCCAUUCUUCCCCGACCCCUGGGCCAAGGCCGCGCUGGACCGGCUGGCCUGGGACUCGACGCAGCCCAGCAAGACGACGGUGCAGGCGCGCGGCUUCAACUCGCGCAUCAUUUUGCGCGCCAACCUCUUCGACUUGUGGACGGCGGAGUUCCUUGCUGCCAACCCCGACGCCGACAAAACGGUGCUGCACCUCGCGUGCGGCCUCGACAGUCGCGCACUACGGCUGCAGUCGCAUUGGGCCCAGAGGAAUGUCCGCUGGAUUGACGCUGAUGUGCCGGACGUAGUGGCGCUGCGCAGACAAGUCGUCCCGUUCCCUGACGAGGGGUGUUACUCUUUGAUAGAGCUCGACGUGACCAGCAAUGACUGGCUGCAGCGCAUCCCCGCGGAUAGGCCGACGCUCGUCGUCAUGGAGGGUUUGAUCAUGUACCUGACGCCCGAGGACGCGGCGGGAUUGUUGCGGGGGAUCUGUGAUAGGUUUGCGGAUCGAAGCGGACAGAUUGUGUGCGACGUCGUGGGCAAGACGUAUCUAAGGAUUCAGGCGUGGAACAAGGCCAUUUCUCGCACGGGAGCUGUCAUGACGUUUGGGGUGGAUGAUGCUGAGGAGCUGGCGGCUGCAGAUUCGAGGCUCAGGGUCAGGGACCAUGUGUUGAUGUGGCAGUUGCCGGGGCAGCAUUUGUAUUCGUGGUGGUCAAAGGUUGUGAGGUGGUGUUUUUCGUGGAUUCCGGGGUUUGGAACGCUCCUCUCUGAUGUUAGAUUGGAGUUUUGACGGAGCAAGGGGAGAUUGACGAGCUGCCGGGUGACAAAGGUAACAUCUGGGUAAGUUGUAACAGAGACUAAGAAGAUAUCUGCGCGGUUUGAAUAGGCAACAUGGUUAAACGCGAGGGUGAGAUCGCUACCCAGAAGGGAGCAUAUAAGGGAGGUACCAAGGUUAGACAACCACCGUGCAAUGUAAACACCGUAUAAUGCAAACACCGUACAAUUCAAACACCGUACAAUGCAAACCCAGAUGGAAUAUUGUCCCUGUCAACAGAAAGCAAGAGUCUUAGUCCACUCCUGGCUCGUCCAGUUCUCUGCCUUUCUU
Messenger RNA from Lasiosphaeria miniovina, 1588 nucleotides. RefSeq names its product S-adenosyl-L-methionine-dependent methyltransferase. The transcript has a single exon. Gene Ontology annotation, biological process: methylation. The coding region runs from base 314 to 1273 and encodes 319 amino acids. The record is from RefSeq and is a predicted model, not a curated record. Gene Ontology annotation, molecular function: methyltransferase activity. NCBI's taxonomy places the organism in Eukaryota, Fungi, Ascomycota, Sordariomycetes, Sordariales, Lasiosphaeriaceae.